Messenger RNA from Stylophora pistillata, 2732 nucleotides. RefSeq names its product sorting nexin-20. Gene Ontology annotation, cellular component: early endosome membrane. NCBI's taxonomy places the organism in Eukaryota, Metazoa, Cnidaria, Anthozoa, Scleractinia, Pocilloporidae. Gene Ontology annotation, molecular function: phosphatidylinositol phosphate binding. The record is from RefSeq and is a predicted model, not a curated record. Gene Ontology annotation, biological process: protein transport.
GGAACCUUGAGGAAAUGAAAACAAGAUACAGACAGCGGCAGAUAAACAUUAAAAACACUCGGUGACCUCCCCGAUUUCAUGUACUCUCCGGAAGAAGUGCGACGCAAUGGGUUCGUCUUGGUAUUUGGACGAGACUGAAAUCAGCUCAUAUGACCCAGGGCAUUCGUCACCAGACAGCCUGUCUUUCAAUGGAAAGCUCUUUAACUAUCCAGCUGGUUCUAUGUCCAGCCUUGCAGAGAAGGGUGUUGUUUAUGUUGAUUCAGACCCGGAGGAAGAUGACGAUCUUAAUGUUCCAGAUAGCACAUGUGGAGGUCAUGGGAUAUUGGUUCGGAGUGAUCCAAAAAAGACAACAUUUCAAAUAGUUAACACCAGGAUCCAUGAUGAAAACAAGCAUGUGAUUUAUUGCGUGAUGGUUUUGAAAAAAGAUGUGGGUAUUGACAAAGACCAAGUCACAGUAGAAAGACGAUACUCUGACUUUGCUGCCCUUUACAAAACACUCAGGAAAGACCUCUCCUCUCUGUUUAAAGACAUUGAAGUCAAUUUUCCAGGAAAAGUGAUUGGACAGAAGAAUAAUCUCAAUCCUGAAUUAAUCGAAUCCAGACGCAUGGCUCUUCAAGAUUUCCUACAGAAUAUUUUUAAACACAAAGAAGUACGGCAACAACAAGCUUUCAAAGAAUUCUUUUUCCUGCCAGGGUUGAGAGAGGCAACAGACAGUCUUAAAGCAGGUGAACUUGAAAAUUGCCUUGAGUUGUUCUUAAACAGCAUUCAUCUUCAAGUUAAGCUGUGCGAUGAAGUGAGAGAGACUGUAGCUACUUUUGGAGCAAUUGUUGUUGUACUCGAGGCUCAGGGGAAACUGGAAGAUGCAGAACGUUAUGCAAGAGCAGCACUUGAAUUAAACCAUGAUGAUUAUCUAAGCCCCUAUGCAAUGCCCUUGCUGGACACAUUAGCAAAGUUAAGAAGGAUAUUGCAAAUGGAAAAGAAAACUAUAGUAAGACAUCUGAGUGAACUUCAGAGAAUGAGUGGCAUAGAGGUUGAAGACACUUUUACACUUCGAGAACUUGCUGUUAAAAGAUUUGAAAAAGUCAAGUAAUCAGUAUAAUGUGGAAAGUGUAGCUUUGAUUACUUAGUCUGAUCAUGUGUGAGAGUAGUCCUGGGAACUACUGAUGUCAGUAGAAGUGAGUGCUGUUUCAGUGCAUUUAGUAGAAGCCAUUUAACCUAUCAGCAUUAGGAGAGUAGUUUUUGUCAAUUGAAUGUUGUUGACAUGUGUUCUAGGGAUUUUGCUUUUAAGUUAGUGCACCAGCCACUCAACAGAUGUCAACAAAUACUUGAACCAUGGAAAUGAUUUUUUGAGGACAUUUUAAGUGGGUUAUUUACACAAGGUCUAACUCUAACUGCAGUUUUAUGCAAGCAGUGGGCCUCAGGGAUUCUCUAUAAGCAGGCUGAUUUAAUUAAGUAAAUGUCCUUCUACUAUUAGCUUUUGGCCCUCUUGACACUGUUGACAAAAAAAAGGUUGAGAGGAAAGGUUUGGCGAGAUAACGCGGUUUUGUAAACAACAGCCAAACUUUAUUUUAGUAAAUGGCUCUUAGUCAACGAAUGUCAGUUACUAAAUCUGACAAUAGUCCUUCUCAAGACUUCCAUCACCCAGAAGAUCGCACUACAUGCUCAAGUGUGACUCUAGGGUCUAAGCACUUAUUUUAAAAUGUAGCAUAAUUGCUAUAAACUUUAUUUUAGUAAAUGGCUCUUAGUCAACGAAUGUCAGUUACUAAAUCUGACGAUAGUCCUUCUCAAGACUUCCAUCACCCAGAAGAUCGCACUACAUGCUCAAGUGUGACUCUAGGGUCUAAGCACUUAUUUUAAAAUGUAGCAUAAUUGCUCUUUUCAUCAACAUGUCUACAAUUCUAAUGAAAAGCACUUUAUACAACUUUUGUUGUUUGCUACAGUAGUCAAAUGAAUGUAGCACGACAAGACCUAAUUGGCAACAGUUGAUAUGUUGUGUUGACAAGUUACUGAAAAGAACAGUAAUAAGUUAGUCAUUUGUAGUGUAAGUAAUUAUUAGAUAUACAAAUAACAGGAUUUUUGUCAAGUUAUCUGAAAUUCCUUUUUCAGAUCUAUAUCUUACAAAAAUUUGGAAGGAAACUUGUGUCUGUACAAUUUUUGUCAGAGGUGACAUUUAUUGGUGGUCAAGAAUGCAGGAUAUUUCUUCUUUGUAGUGAUCGCAGAUUUCAAUAUUUCAGAGCUUAGUUUACAUACAAAUGGCAUUUCAGUUUUGGCUGUAAAUUUUCCAGGAUUGCCAAAGGUGUAUGUAAAAUUAUGGAGAUGUAAUAUAAUGUUUAAAAAUAUUUAUUGUCAGUGACAAGAAUGUAUAUAGCAAUUAAUAUAUAAAAUAUUUGUAAUAUUAAACCUGAUCAUGAUAAUGAUCCACUGGCUUAGUGCACUUUUAAGCUGUGGAAAACACCUGACUUUUGUGUUUGGGCUUUUAUUUCACUUUUUCUUUUAAGACAACAUUUGUCUGCAAAGAUUACAUUAUUUGUCACCAAACAUACUUAUCUUGUGUCAGUCAUACUGAUGAGGUAUUCUUUUCAUUUAGGCCACUCACCCAAGGGGAAUUUAAAAAUUAUUGAUCUCUAGAUGACAGUUAAAUACAUGAUUAGUCAUCUCUUUAAAGAGCUAGGAAAUGCAUGAUUUAAUGUUGAAAAUGCUGGUAGCAGUAUAAAUAAAUAAUUUGAAAUGUA